AUGAACGACAGGGACGAUUUACUUAUUGAUGAGGCUAGUACAGCACCAUAUUCACAUAGUCUAUAUGAAAGGGCAAAUGCUGAAAAACAAAAAAGAGACUUUGCAAUAACGGAAAAGCAGGAUGAAGAAUCUGAGCAACAGGUAAAGCCUCAAAAGACGGGCAAUAAGUCUAAACUACAGAAUGAAUGCAAAAAAAUCCUCAGUUCUUUUAAAAGACAGCUACCACCAAGCCAAAAUUCUGAACUUGAAUCACAAGAAAAAAAUAAUUUGACAAAGUCAAUCAAAUCACGCCACCUGGUCAUGAUCAGUCUCGGUACAGGUAUAGGCACUGGGUUAUUAGUGGGUAAUGGUCAGGUGCUGGGUACAGCUGGUCCCGCCGGGUUGGUGCUUGGUUACGGUGUAGCUUCAAUAAUGCUUUACUGUAUCAUCCAAGCCGCCGGCGAGUUAGGCCUUUGUUAUGCAGGUUUAACUGGUAAUUAUACCAGAUAUCCUUCCAUUUUGGUUGACCCUUCGCUGGGAUUUGCUGUGUCUGUAGUUUAUACCAUUCAAUGGUUAACAGUUUUGCCUUUACAAUUAGUCACAGCAGCAAUGACAGUCAAAUACUGGACGAGCGUAAAUUCAGAUAUAUUUGUUGCUGUGGUUUUCAUAUUUGUAAUCAUAAUAAAUCUCUUUGGGUCUAGAGGCUAUGCUGAAGCCGAGUUCAUUUUUAAUAUAUGUAAGAUACUAAUGGUAAUCGGGUUUGUCAUUUUGGCCAUUAUCAUUAACUGUGGUGGUGCAGGUGAUAGAAAAUAUAUAGGUACCGAAUACUGGCAUAAUCCCGGUCCAUUUGCUCACGGAUUCAAAGGAGUAUGCACUGUAUUUUGUUAUGCCGCAUUUAGCUACGGUGGUAUUGAGGUCCUACUGCUCUCCGCUGCUGAACAGGAAAACCCAACGAAAUCAAUUCCAAAUGCCUGUAAGAAGGUUGUCUAUCGUAUUUUGUUGAUUUACAUGUUAACCACAAUCUUAGUUUGUUUCCUUGUUCCAUACAACAGUGACGAAUUAUUAGGCUCGGAUGACUCCUCCGGAUCCCAUGCAUCUCCAUUUGUCAUUGCUGUUGCAUCACAUGGAGUUAAAGUAGUCCCUCACUUUAUAAAUGCUGUCAUUUUGAUAUCUGUUAUUUCAGUUGCCAACUCUUCGUUAUAUUCUGGACCAAGAUUAUUACUGUCAUUGGCAGAACAGGGCGUCUUACCUAAAUGUUUGGCAUAUGUUGAUAGACGUGGUAGGCCUCUACUUUGCUUUCUUGUUUCACUCGCCUUCGGUUGCAUUGGGUUCGUGGCUACAAGUGAUGCUGAAGAGGAAGUCUUUACUUGGUUACUUGCCAUUUCUAGUCUUUCUCAACUGUUUAUCUGGAUGUCAAUGAGUUUGUCGCAUAUCAGGUUUAGAGAUGCUAUGGCAAAGCAAGGUCGUUCAAUGAAUGAGGUUGGAUAUAAAGCACAAACUGGUUAUUGGGGAUCAUGGCUUGCAGUCCUAAUUGCAGUUUUUUUCCUAGUUUGCCAAUUCUGGGUAGCCAUUGCACCUGUUAAUGAUCAUGGAAAAUUGAAUGUCAAAGUGUUUUUCCAGAAUUAUCUGGCAAUGCCUAUUGUUUUAGUUGCGUAUUUUGGUCACAAGAUAUACUUUAAAUCAUGGAGCUUUUGGAUUCCAGCUGAUAAAAUCGAUUUAAACUCCCACAGAAACAUAUUUGUUCAUUCAACACUCACAGAAUUCGAUAAAGCCGAUGAUGAUGUUAAAGAAUAUGAAAAUCAAGAGUCAUUGGAAAAUCUAAACAACUUGCGUUCAAGAAAUCUUUUCAAGAAAAUGGUAAACCUAUGGUACUAG
Messenger RNA from Saccharomyces mikatae IFO 1815, 1854 nucleotides. RefSeq names its product amino acid transporter TAT1 (gene TAT1). Gene Ontology annotation, biological process: amino acid transmembrane transport. The record is from RefSeq and is a predicted model, not a curated record. Gene Ontology annotation, molecular function: amino acid transmembrane transporter activity. The transcript has a single exon. Gene Ontology annotation, cellular component: membrane. The coding region runs from base 1 to 1854 and encodes 617 amino acids. Lineage: Eukaryota; Fungi; Ascomycota; Saccharomycetes; Saccharomycetales; Saccharomycetaceae.